Ectocarpus siliculosus is the source of this 1726-nucleotide messenger RNA. The record is from the annotation of a GenBank genome assembly. NCBI's taxonomy places the organism in Eukaryota, Phaeophyceae, Ectocarpales, Ectocarpaceae.
AUGUCUCCCAAGUCUGCCCCCCGCUGCUCGGUCUCGGCCUUGGCCGUGGCCAUGAUGGUGAUGAACGCCUCUGCGGCGUCUGUUGACAUGGGACGCGUCGCGAACGGAGCGGACGCGGAGGAGAGGUACUCCGCUGUGGACAAGGCGAUCACGUGGGGCUACAACGGUGGCCGCGCGUUGCAGGCCGGCUGGUGCAGCGUGGUGUCGGACAGCGACACGUACUGCUGCGGGUUUGGCGCCCAGGCCUCGUGCAUAGCCCGCGGCCUGGACUACGACGGGCCCAGUACCCCUUGCGAGGUGCGGCUGGUCACUUCGGAUGACGGCACGACUACGUGCGAGGGACUCGAGGGAGAGAGCGGCAACCUCGAUGUCGACUGCGAUUGCGAAGACCUCACCUUGUUCACGGAGGCGCCCGCCACCGACGCCCCUUCCCCCACCCCGACCCCGACCGCCGCUGCCCCGACCGAGGAGGGCAUGACCGCGCCCCCCACCGAAGAGGGCGCGACCCAGCCCCCUACUGUGGAGGGUGCCACCCAACCUCCAACUGAGGAGGGCGCGACCCAACCCCCUACUGAGGAGGGUGCCACCCAACCUCCUACCGAGGAGGGCGCGACCCCGACCCCUACCGAGGAGGGCGCCACCGCGGCGCCUGUCGAUGCGGUGGUAUCGCCCUCCCCGACGCCCGGUAGCCGCGGCGGCAGCUUUACGAUGGCGCCGCUCGCGGAGGGGGAGACCAGGGCCCCGGCGAUGACCCCCAGCCCUAGCGAGAUGACCGAUGCGGCUACGCUUGCCCCUCUCGACGAGGGCAUGACCAGGGCUCCGAGCAUGACCCCCACCGAGGGAGCCGCCACGAUGGCUCCGCUCGCGGAGGGGGAGACCAUGGCCCCUGCGGCGACCAUGACCCCCGGGGAGACCAUGGCCCCUGGAGCGACCAUGGCCCCCGGAACGACCAUGGCGCCCGGAGCGACCAUGACCCCCGGAAUGACCAUGGCGCCCGGAGCGACCAUGACCCCCGGAGCGACCCUGGCCCCCGGAGCAACCCUUGCCCCCGGAGCGACCAUGACCCCCGGAGCAACCUCGGCCCCCGGAGCAACCUCGGCCCCCGGCGCGACCAUGACCCCCGAGGAGACCAUGGCCCCCGGAUCGACCAUGGCCCCCGGAGCGAUCAUUGUUCCCGGAACGACUAUGGCCCCCGGGGCGACCCCGGCGCCGACCAGCAGCAGCCGCGCCAUCAGCUUCACGGCCAGCCCCACCAGCACUACGUCCGCUGCGCCGACCUCCUCCACUGUGGCCCCGUCGGGCGCCCCCACCAUGAUGACCGCCACGCCUACCGCGUCCCCGACGAUGGACACGAGCUCCCCUAGCACGGCCCCGACCAUGAUGCCCACCGCUAUGCCGUCGGCGGGUUCCCGCGGCGGCCUCGACAUCUCUUCCGCCGCGCCCUCCACGGCCCCGACGGGCAUGCCGACCAGCCUCUUGGAGAGGACGAUCUCCCCAGAGUUGAUCGAGGAGGCCAGCGGGUCGUCCCGACCGUCGGCUUCCGUGUUCGCGGCGGUGACGUGCGUGCUUGCCGUGGCCGUCGCCCGCGUCUUGGCAUAAGCGGCUCUCCACCGCAAGCAUCGAUUGAUCGAGAGAAGGCGGGAACGAAAACUGGGAAAGGAACCAAAAGCUUUUUUGAUCGGCGAGCGUGUUGGAAGCAGAAAUGGUUGGUUGGCAUGUUACCCCC